This is a messenger RNA of Micropterus salmoides (largemouth bass), 2281 nucleotides long. Its product is annotated as conserved oligomeric Golgi complex subunit 8-like. NCBI's taxonomy places the organism in Eukaryota, Metazoa, Chordata, Actinopteri, Centrarchiformes, Centrarchidae. Gene Ontology annotation, biological process: intra-Golgi vesicle-mediated transport. Gene Ontology annotation, cellular component: COG complex. The record is from RefSeq and is a predicted model, not a curated record.
CCCUCCAGGACUCUCACUCCCUUCUGAGGCUGCGGGCCAUCAGGACCAGAACCUCACGCGACAUACUGGCCACACGUUCCUUAUUAUUCUGUUAUAUUUUCUGACCAUGUUCUGUUCAAUGUUUACAGGAAACCCUGUGACGUGUUUGACAGCAGGGGGCGGUACCGCUGCGGGUGGACGCACAGGAGGAAGGAGGAGGAGAAGAACCCGGACGUGGUUUGUCAACACCGCCUCUGGAGAACUAACUUUCUGACGCACCGUGACGUUACAACCCGGUUUAAUGAGUUAACGCGUUUCUCUGAUAAACCGCUGUUAUUCAGAACCGGAUCCAACAUGGCGGCGGUGGACGUGGAGGACGAGAGCAUCCUGGCGUCGAUCUUUAAGGACAGCUUCCCGGACAGCAGGAGGGACAACCCGGACUUCGCGGCCUACCUGUCCGAGCUGAGCUCCUUCGGGCUGGACAAGCUGGUCCGGGAGCCGGAGCGUCUGGCGGAGGAGCGGGCCCAGAUCCUGCAGCAGACCCGGGAACUGGCCUUCUCCAACUACCAGACCUUCAUCCGGACCGCAGACUGCACCGAGCACAUCUACCGGGACUUCGGCCGGGUGGAGGGCAGCGUGUCCCGGCUGCUGGACAAGCUGCCCGGCUUCGGGGAGAGAUGCAGGGGGUUCAUGAAGGAGGCGGAGGAGAUCGGGGUCAGUCGCCGGAUGAACAGCCUCACGCUGAACCGUCACACCGAGAUCCUGGAGAUCCUGGAGAUCCCUCAGCUCAUGGACACCUGCGUCCGCAAUGGCUACUACGAGGAGGCUCUGGAGCUGGCGGCGUACGUCAAGAGGCUGGAGAGGAAGCACUCCUCGCUCCUAGUCAUCCAGAGUAUCGUGCGUGAAGUGCGUCAGUCGACUCAGCUGAUGCUCAACCAGCUGCUGCAGCAACUGCGCAGCAACUCGCAGCUUCCUGUCUGCCUGCGCGUGAUUGGCUACCUGCGGAGGAUGGACGUGUUCACGGAGGCGGAGCUGCGGGUAAAGUUCCUGCAGGCGCGCGGCACCUGGCUGCACUCCAUCCUCGCCGCCAUCCCUGAAGACGACCCCUACUUCCACAUUACCAAAACCAUCGAGGCCUGCAGAGUCCACCUCUUCGACAUCAUCACCCAGUACAGAGCCAUCUUCUCUGACGAGGACCCGCUGGUGCUCCCCGCCAGCGGACAGAUCGCAGUGAACGAGGGCGCCAUUUUCCACGGCUGGGUGGUGCAUAAGGUGUCUGAGUUCCUGGAGACUUUAGACAGGGACCUGCAGCGGGGCGUGGGGGGCCGUCUGGACUCCCUGCUGGGUCAGUGCAUGUACUUUGGCCUGUCCUUCAGCAGGGUUGGGGCGGACUUCCGCGGGCAGCUGGCGCCCAUGUUCCAGCGCGUGGCGGCGGAGACGUUCCGCAAAGCCGUGCAGGAGGCGGUGGAGAAGUUCCAGGAGGACAUGAACCUGUACAUGCUCACCUCCCUGCCCUCGGUGCUGGGAGCGACCAUCCCCCCCGUGGCCCCCGGCACCCAGCCCGGCACCCUGCAGCCCCCGAUGAUGCUGCUGGACUUCCAGCCGCUGGCCUGGUUCCUCAACAACAUCCUGACCGCCUUCAACGACCUCAGACUCUGCUGCCCCGUCGGACUGGCUCGUGACGUCACCACGUGUCUCGAAGACGGCCUCAAGAUGGUGACCCGUCAGAUUCUGGUGUUCCACCGGGCGGAGGAGUCGGCCUUCAGCAGCAGGGAGAAGGAGCUGUUCCUUCAGUUCUGCUGUUCGUACGCUGACGACCUGCUGCCGUUCCUCAACCGCUGUCUGCAGGUCCUGUUUCCUCCGGCUCAGCUCGCUCUCAUUCUGGGUGUUCCUCCGACUCAGCUGCACAGGUACGGCAGUUUGGGCUGCAUCGACCCCGCGGUCCUCGAGCCUCUGCAGUUUGUGCUUCCACCAAGGGAGGUGCUACAGCCAGUACCAGAUGUCGACAUCGCCAGCGAACUGGGCAGCCUGACAUUUGAGACACAACUCAAAGAACCAGUAUCGGAUCCUGACGUCACCGUGGAGGCAGGACGUCCAGACCCGGCGUCAACCCGGUCCGGCCUUAUAGACUCUGAGCCGAGCGCUGAACUGACGGAGCUGAAGUCUGAGGAACGAGACGAAGAGUCGCUACAGGACGAAGACUUCUCUUUGGAGUAAUAAGUUGAUGGUGACUCUGGGAUCUGGUGAUGGAUGCGUCUUAUUUUGUGGACAUUUAAAUAAUAAAUUGAAAUUCCUCUCCUUC